Messenger RNA from Synchiropus splendidus (mandarinfish), 672 nucleotides. RefSeq lists its product as uncharacterized. Gene Ontology annotation, molecular function: protein heterodimerization activity; structural constituent of chromatin; DNA binding. The transcript is spliced from 2 exons. Lineage: Eukaryota; Metazoa; Chordata; Actinopteri; Syngnathiformes; Callionymidae. Gene Ontology annotation, cellular component: nucleosome. The record is from RefSeq and is a predicted model, not a curated record.
AUGGCAAGAACCAAGCAGACAGCGCGUAAGUCCACCGGAGGCAAAGCCCCCAGGAAGCAGCUGGCCACCAAGGCCGCCCGCAAGAGCGCCCCUGCCACCGGCGGAGUCAAGAAGCCUCACCGUUACAGGCCCGGCACCGUGGCUCUGAGAGAGAUCCGUCGCUACCAGAAGUCCACCGAGCUGCUGAUUCGCAAGCUGCCUUUCCAGCGUCUGGUCCGUGAGAUCGCGCAGGACUUCAAGACCGAUCUGCGCUUCCAGAGCUCCGCCGUUAUGGCUCUUCAGGAGGCCAGUGAGGCUUAUCUGGUCGGCCUCUUCGAGGACACCAACCUUAUUUCGGGUCAAAUCGCUUGAGCUAUAACGAUGUCUGGCAGAGGCAAGGGCGGAAAAGGACUUGGAAAAGGAGGCGCCAAGCGUCACCGCAAGGUUCUUCGCGACAACAUUCAGGGCAUCACCAAGCCCGCUAUCCGCCGACUGGCUCGCCGUGGCGGAGUCAAGCGGAUCUCUGGUCUGAUCUACGAGGAGACUCGCGGAGUGCUCAAGGUGUUUUUGGAGAACGUGAUCCGUGACGCGGUCACCUACACCGAGCACGCCAAGAGGAAGACCGUGACCGCCAUGGACGUAGUCUACGCUCUCAAGAGGCAGGGCCGCACUUUGUACGGCUUCGGCGGUUGA